UUUGUGACGAAAGGCUUGAAAUAAGCUGAACACACCAAACAAGGUGGAUUAUAACUGAACUGAACAUGCUAGUUAAUUUGGAGACCUGACUAAGCAACGUUUGGGUGACACACAAUAAAUCAGCAUGACCGGUCCGCUGCACGAUUCUCACAGGCUAUCAGUGAAAACAUGGACAGAGGAGGAGAGUGAUUGUGCUGAAAGCACGCUUAGCAGAGGGCAAUCGAUAUGUGAUGAUACUUCCUCAGAGCUGCAGAGAAUGGCAGCCAUUGAAAGGAAUUCCCAGAGCUCCUUUCGAGGCCGAGGGGCGCUAUCCAGGAUAGUGGGUAUGGUGAUGACUCUGAGAGAAUGGGCUCAUAAGAGUCUGGCUGAGGAGACAGAGCGGCCCGAUUCCUUUUUGGAGCGCUUCAGGGGCCCUGCCAACAUGGACAUGCAGGGGCCGCCCAGCAGAUUCAGCCAGAGCCACACAGGUUCUGAGACAGAGAAUGAAAUCCGACGCUCCAGGCGCACGAGGAAGAGGAAGUGGAGAAUUGUGGUUUUAUCCCCAUCUGAUGAUGCCUACUACAAUUGGCUGAUAGUGAUUGGGGUGGCAGUUUUUUAUAACUUCACACUAUUAGUUGUAAGGGCCUGUUUUGACGAGCUUCAGAUGAAAAGUAUUCAGGUAUGGCUGGUGCUGGACUACAUCUGUGACGGAGUCUACGUCCUGGAUAUAGCUGUUCGUCUUCAUACAGGUUUCUUGGAUCAAGGAUUGUUGGUAAAAGACGUCCGUCGUCUGAGAGAAAGCUACAUCCGAACAUUGCAGUGUACGCUGGACAUCUGCUCCAUCCUCCCUACGGACCUCCUGUACCUCAUAGCUGGAAUGAGCUACACCCCUCUUCUGCGAUUUAACCGUCUCCUGCGGCUGCCGCGGCUGUUCGAGUUCUUCGAACGAACAGAGACUCGGACGAGCUAUCCAAACAUGUUCCGUAUCUGCAAGCUAGUUCUGUACAUCCUGGUUAUCAUCCACUGGAACGCCUGUGGUUACUACAGUUUCUCCAAAGUUCUGGGUCUAGGCUCUGACUCAUGGGUUUAUCCCAACGCUUCUGACCCUGAGUUUGGUUCCCUGACCAGAAGCUACAUAUACUGCCUGUACUGGUCGACUCUGACACUCACCACUAUUGGCGAGACUCCUCCUCCUGUCAGAGAUGAGGAAUAUCUGUUCUUGAUAUUUGACUUUCUGGUCGGGGUUCUGAUUUUUGCCUCUAUUGUUGGCAACGUUGGAGCCAUGAUAUCCAAUAUGAAUGCAACUCGAGCAGGCUUUCAAACCCGCGUAGAUGCCCUCAAACACUAUAUGCACUUUAGACAUGUCAGCAAGGUCCUGGAGCAGCGAGUCAUUCGCUGGUUUGACUAUCUCUGGACUAAUCAGAAGACGAUAGACGAACAAGAAGUCCUGAGGAGCUUGCCCAAUAAACUGCGGGCAGAAAUUGCUAUUAACGUUCAUCUAGACACACUGAAGAAGGUGCGUAUAUUCCAGGACUGUGAGGCAGGUCUCCUCGUGGAGUUGGUGUUAAAACUUCGCCCCCAGGUUUUCAGCCCUGGUGACUACAUCUGCAGGAAGGGGGAUGUGGGUAAGGAGAUGUACAUCAUUAAAGAGGGCCACCUGGCAGUGGUGGGGGAUGAUGGAGUCACCCAGUUCGCUGUCCUGACCUCAGGCAGCUGCUUUGGAGAAAUCAGCAUCCUGAACAUCAGCGGGAGCAAGAUGGGGAACAGACGCACCGCUAACAUAAGGAGCCUGGGCUACUCUGACCUGUUCUGCCUUUCCAAGCAAGACCUGAUGGAGGCACUGCAGGAUUUUCCCCACGCCAGGGCACAGCUGGAGCAGCGGGGGAGGGACAUCCUUCAGAAGGAGGGGCUUUUGGAGGAGGUGAACGUGUCUGCCGGAGAAGAUCUGGAGGAGAAGAUGGACAGGCUGGAAACCAGUCUGGAUCGUCUGCAGACAUCCUUGGCGCGCCUGCAGAGUGAGUUUAACUCUUCGCAGCUUCGACUGAAGAAGAGACUGACUUCCCUCGAACACAGCAUCCCCACGGCAACCACUGGCAGCGGCUUCCUGUCAGACCCUGAUGGCGCAGACAGCAUCUCUGGCUGUGAUUUUGUGCGAAGUGAAAUCAACAUUCGUCUCUGAAAACUCCUUUCACACAACCGUCACAAAU
Messenger RNA from Cyprinodon variegatus (sheepshead minnow), 2186 nucleotides. Its product is annotated as cyclic nucleotide-gated cation channel-like. Gene Ontology annotation, cellular component: intracellular cyclic nucleotide activated cation channel complex; plasma membrane. Bases 125 to 2158 code for a protein of 677 amino acids. Lineage: Eukaryota; Metazoa; Chordata; Actinopteri; Cyprinodontiformes; Cyprinodontidae. Gene Ontology annotation, molecular function: cGMP binding; intracellularly cGMP-activated cation channel activity; protein-containing complex binding. Gene Ontology annotation, biological process: monoatomic cation transmembrane transport. The record is from RefSeq and is a predicted model, not a curated record. The transcript is spliced from 11 exons.